GGCAUGGCGCCCGGAACUCCCUGCUGCUGGGACCCGCUCUCUGGCCCGGCCGGGUGGGGGGCGGAGCCCGGCCUGCAGCUGAGAGGGCCGCAGCGGUGGGAGGUGGAGUCUCCGUCCGGAAGCUGGCGAUUUGCGCCAUGGCGGUGCCGGGCCGCGGCUUUUCCCUGCUUUGCUGUCGCCUGGGCCGCGUGUUGACGCUCGGCGGGAGCGUUGUGCUGCCCUUGGGGGUGCCGGGAGCAGCCGGUUGCGCGCUCCGGGGUUUUCGGAGCAGCGGCGUGAGACAUGAUGCUGUUAUUAUCUCAGGAACUGAAAUGGCCAAACAAAUCCAGAAAGAAAUACAGAGAGGUGUGGAAUCAUGGAUUUCCCUUGGGAACAGAAGACCCCACCUCAGUAUCAUUUUGGUAGGUGAUAACCCAGCCAGCCACACGUACGUCAGGAAGAAGAUCAGAGCCGCGUCUGCUGUAGGUAUCUGUAGUGAGAUCAUUUUAAAACCGAAGGAUGUGUCUCAGGAAGAACUUCUGGAUAUCACCGAUCAGUUGAAUAUGGACCCACGAGUCAGCGGCAUACUGGUGCAGUUACCGCUGCCAGACCAUGUGGACGAGCGAACAGUAUGCAAUGGAAUUGCCCCUGAAAAAGAUGUAGAUGGAUUUCAUGUUAUCAAUAUUGGAAGACUGUGCCUUGAUCAGCAUUCGCUCAUUCCUGCUACUGCCAGCGCUGUUUGGGAAAUAAUCAAAAGAACAGGGAUUGAAACAUUUGGGAAAAAUGUGGUUGUAGCUGGAAGAUCCAAGAAUGUAGGGAUGCCCAUUGCCAUGCUUUUACACACUGACGGAGAGCACGAGCGGCCGGGAGGUGAUGCAACCGUGACAAUAGCUCACAGAUACACUCCCAAAGAACAACUGAAGAUCCAUACGCAGCUAGCAGAUGUUAUCAUAGUAGCUGCUGGUAUUCCAAAGUUGAUUACAUCUGAUAUGAUUAAGGAAGGUGCUGCUGUAAUUGAUGUUGGUAUCAACUAUGUCCAUGACCCAGUGACAGGAAAGACAAAACUAGUUGGAGAUGUGGACUUUGAAGCUGUUAAGAAAAAGGCUGGCUAUAUCACUCCAGUUCCAGGAGGCGUCGGGCCCGUGACGGUGGCCAUGCUUCUGAGGAACACCCUUCUAGCAGCUAGAAAACUCAUCUACUAACUCACAGGAAAGAAUAAGACAAAAUGAAGUCAUGCUACUUAUUUAUUUGACGAAGGAUGUAAACACCUUUAUAUUUGACUACAAAGCUAUUUAUUUCUACAUCGUAUUUAUUUUUUCAUGGAGGGAAUCACUGUGGAUCAGAGGACCCAUACACCUUUCCACGUUUCCUGCGAACAGAUUUUGAGUUUUAGGAUAAAACAAAAAACAAUUCCAAUGAAAACUUUGGUAACAACGGUUUAUUUUGUGAAUGAUAUUUGUUCAUAAUAUUAAACAAUAAAGGGCUCAUAAUACAUUAAUAUAUUUUUGACACAAAUAUGGCACAUAGUAUGUUUUCAACAAAUGUUUUGUCAGCCAAAUGGGUGCCCUUGUAAAAUAUAAUUUAAGUUUGAACAUAAGCAUACUCAGUUUUUAUAUAUUUUAUGUGUCUUGUAUGCUGAAAAAGAGCUUACUUGUAAAAGAAAGAUAAAACAUUAAAAAUAAAAUCUUGAGCUCAUAUACCUCAGAAAUGGAUCCUUUGAGGUAUCUUAAUGAGAAAUGACACUAUUCAAGGAAAGAAAAAUAAACAAAGAAAGCAAAAAACCCAGUGUUAUCUAGAAAGGCAAUGAUCAGGGGCGCCUG
Messenger RNA from Suricata suricatta (meerkat), 1799 nucleotides. It is a transcript of the gene MTHFD2L, whose product is annotated as methylenetetrahydrofolate dehydrogenase (NADP+ dependent) 2 like. The transcript is spliced from 8 exons. Gene Ontology annotation, cellular component: mitochondrion. NCBI's taxonomy places the organism in Eukaryota, Metazoa, Chordata, Mammalia, Carnivora, Herpestidae. Gene Ontology annotation, molecular function: methenyltetrahydrofolate cyclohydrolase activity; methylenetetrahydrofolate dehydrogenase (NAD+) activity; methylenetetrahydrofolate dehydrogenase (NADP+) activity. Gene Ontology annotation, biological process: tetrahydrofolate interconversion. The record is from RefSeq and is a predicted model, not a curated record. Bases 138 to 1181 code for a protein of 347 amino acids.